Molecule: messenger RNA, 1143 nt
Organism: Erigeron canadensis
Lineage: Eukaryota; Viridiplantae; Streptophyta; Magnoliopsida; Asterales; Asteraceae
Product: late embryogenesis abundant protein D-29
Exons: 2
Coding region: 1-1143 (380 amino acids)
Source: RefSeq, a predicted model, not a curated record
AUGGGUUUUAGAUUUAGUAAAAGUGCGGUAGUAACCAUAGUGGUUAUGAUGUUGGUGCUUUCGGUCAUUCGUGCGACUGUGACGAAUGAAAACAUCAAGUACGAAGAUGCGAAAACGAAAGCGAAAAACAUGGAAAACGAGGCCUAUGAGGCCGCUAAAGACGCUAAAGAAUCCGCAGAGUCUUGGACGGGUUGGGCCAGAGAAAAAAUAACGGAAGGUUUAGGACUUCGGACCGAAGAUGCCAAAGAUGCUGGUCGUCGGGCCACUGAUGCAACCCUUGACUCCGCCAAGUCCACCAAAGACAAGAUUACUGCAACAGGAGAAUAUGCCGCAGACAAAGCAGGGCAAAUGAAACAAAAUGCGGGUCAGAAAACCGAGGAAUUGAAAGACAAAGCAUCGGAGACGGCAGAAUCCGUAAAACACAAAGCAGGGCAACUGAAGCAAAAUGCGGGUCAGAAAGCCGAGGAGUUGAAAGACAAAGCAUCCGAGGCAGCAGAAUCCGCAAAAGAUACGGGCUACAAGGGUGUGCGAAAAGCGGAGCAAGGUACAUACAAAGCGGCCCAAAAAACGAAAGACGCCACAGAGGAUGUGAAAGACAGGGCAGGUAAUGUGAAGGAUGCGACUUUAGAGAAGGCACGGAGUGUAAAAGACGCUGCGGAGCACGUGAUGGAUGCGGCAUACGAGACCGCAAAGGACGGUACGGGAUAUAUUAAGGACUCUGCUUACAAGACCGCGGAAAGUGCGAAAGAAGGGGCUGGAUAUGUGAAAGAUAAAGCGAAAGACAGUGCAGGGUACGUUAAGGAUACGUCUUACGAAAAAGCGCAAGGCGCAAAAGAAGGGGCAGGGCAUAUGACCGAGACGGCUAAGGAGAAGACGAGACAGGCUGCCGAAGGUGCGAAAGAGGGGGCCGGGUAUGUGACCGAGACGGCAAAGGAGAAGGCGAGACGGGCCGCUGAGAAGGCGAAAGAGGGAAGUGAGGAUACGUUGGAGUGGGCUAAAGAGAAAGCGAAACAAGGGUUCGAAAAGGCGAAGAAUGUGAUGGGGAGCAAGUAUGAAGAAGUAGCUGAACCGCAAAGGCAGAAAGCUAAGGAUUUUAAAGAUAAUGUGAUUCUAGGUAGUGGUUCCUAUGAUGAGGAGCUUUAA